This is a messenger RNA of Tetrahymena thermophila SB210, 387 nucleotides long. RefSeq lists its product as hypothetical. Lineage: Eukaryota; Ciliophora; Oligohymenophorea; Hymenostomatida; Tetrahymenidae. The transcript has a single exon. The record is from RefSeq and is a predicted model, not a curated record.
AUGAUUUUGAGUUAAGCAGCAAUAAGAAUAAAAAAAAUUAAGAAAUAGCCAGAACAGAAGAAUAAGUAUCAUAAAAAGAUAGUACAAAUACACAGAACCAAAGAGAAUCAAAAAAUUAAAAUGCUAAUGAUGCAUUACCUCAUGUUAUAGAUCUUGGAGAUUUAAGAAAAGACAGUAAAAAAGGUAUCUUAUAAAUUAAAAGCGCUUCAAAUCAAUUGGUUUCAACUGCUUCUGGUAUCAAAACAUAUCUAGACAAUGAAGAAAGUCCUAAAGUUUAGAAGAAAAAAUAAAUUUACUAAAAUAAGAGAUAAUUGUCUAUUCUUUCAAAUGAAGUAUAACAAAACUAAGUAAGUCAGCUGUAACUAAAUUAAGAAUAAAUUAAACUGA